ACAGUGGUCACGUGGUAACGAAAAUGCUCGUACAUUAUAGGGCGACCUACGAAUUGAUUGAUAUUGCGCGGUAAAUUCAAAAUCAUACCGCAAAUUAAAGACAUUUCCUUUUGCAAUAAUACUAAUUCCUAUUUAAAAUAUUUCUUAUUUAUAUAUCUACUAUAUUCACAUCGUCAAGAGGUAUCGAUUUUUAUAACCGAGUAAGAUUGUCACUUGUAUCAUGACGCGUCGUACGAGUGAUUUAUAAAUAUCACGUUGAGGAAUAAUGAAAAUGUGCCACUAUAUUAAAUUAAGUGCGAUCUAAAAUGCUGUAGAAAUCGAUGUUAUUAGGCUACUGUGUUAUGGUGAAACUGUGUUGCUACAAAUGGAUGUGGAUUCCGUUGAUCGUGUUUUCUAUAUUAACGAUAGUGGAAAGUAAAAGACGUCAAAAGAGAGCCUUCAGUUUAUCACAUCGUUAUCAGCAGCAUCUAAUUCCUAACGAAAAUCAUAACGAUUUAACAUCGAAUUCUAUUUUGAAUGUUAAGAAGUUAUCCUCAAACGUGAAUGCAUCCGAAGAGACGAUGACUACGACGAGUUCGUUUUUCGAUAUAAAACAGUCUGUUAAAGAAAAGACGUUAUUAGAUCUCGAGAAACCUACACUUUUCGACGACAUCGACAAGCAUUCCGAUUUAGAGGAAUCGUCGAACGACACGCACAUACGAGUAAAAAGAACCGAUUUCAAGUUUGUUAAGCCGGACAAACGUCAGUCAUUGAUACAUUUGAAAAGUAAUUAUUUCGAAGACCUAGCCAAUUCUUUUCCAAGAAAAUCUUCAAACGCGGAACACCGAUCGAUAAGAAAAAGGCACGUUAGAUUAUCGAAAAGAUCUAAUGAUUAUUACAAUACUUCAAAUUAUCAAAACGUAUCUUCUAACUCUAAUGGAACAUUUUCCAAUUUACAAGUUACUGAAACCAAUCGUUACAUUGAUAGUUAUAUUACCGAUUCGAUGUCAUCAAAAAAUCGUUGUAACAACGUCGAAGAAAAAGUUGGAACCAUCUUCAAUCUCGAAGCUAAUAUCUCGCAAACUUUGAAACCAGACGAUUCGAUGUUAGACAAUGUUGGAGCUUAUAAAAUGAACUCUAAAAGGAAGAGAAAGUCUAAGAAAAGUACCAAACGUAGAGUUCUUCAUGGAAAGAAAAGAAAAUUGGGUAAACAUGGUGGGAUAGGUAAGAAAAAAGGGAUUUCCUCUAAAGCAAGCGGCAAACGUAUCUCGAACUCGUUAAAAACGUCCCUUUCGAAAGCCAAGCAACAAAAGAAUCACACGAUUAGAAAUAAUUCACCUAAGAUCGUCGACGAUUAUCAAGUCGAAUCUGAAAUAAAAAAAAGAAAUUUUAUUGACGCUGGAUCGGAAAUUGAUAUAGCUCGAACAAGAGAGAUUUCUGAUCAUAAAAGAUCCUCUCGCGAAGGUAAGAACGAACAAACCGACGAACAAACGUUGAUAGAGGAAAAGAAAGAUGUAUCAGUGAACGAUAAUGUACGAGAUAAAAGAAGCUUACGUAAAAGGAAGGGGAUUAUACUCGAAGAAAGAGAGACAUCAUUAAGGACUCGAUUAAAGAGAAAUGAAAAUAACAAUUUAACGAUACCGAAAUAUCCCGAUGUUCUUGAAUCCACGUCGUCGUCUUUGUCAAUGUUAUCAGAAAAUAAUUGUUCACUGUUUGAGAAACCACGUGGCGAUAGAGCAGUGAAAUCCAUCGAGGAGAUCAAAGAACUCGCGGAGAAGUUAGUUACCAAAGUGAACGAGUUACAAAGUUAUCUCAACUAUGAGAAGCAAAAAGAAAAUAAAAGAGAGAAGAUGAAGAAGAAGAAAAUGGAGACGCGUGAGAUCGAAGUUCCUCGUGAUAACGCGACGAUCGAAGAAGAAGUGAUUUUGAAAACACCGAAAUUAGUGGAUGAAUGCGUACGAAUAGGCGAUCUUAAUACGGCCUUAAAAACUCUAGACGACAGAAACGCCAGUCUCGAUCAUGUUACGAUGAAGGAAGAAUCAGGAACUGAAAGGAUUAAUUUACCAAACGAUCGAACGGGCCCAUUGACGAAAAGGAUGGUUCGUAAAAAUCGAAUUAAACGAAAAUCACGUCGUAAAUGGGGCAGGUGGACGGGUUGGAGCAGCUGUAGUGUCAGUUGCGGUAGAGGUCGACAGAUCAGAUGGAGACAUUGUUUACGCGAAUGUAGUACAGUUGAAACCGAAAUGGAAGAAAAGGCAUGCCAAAUGCCCGCCUGUCCACCUGCAAAAUUUCUCGGGUUAUUUUAGAAUUUCGAGAUGAUUGUCACAGUGAUUCGUUCUUCUAAUCGACGUUCCUCCAUAACGAGUUGUUUAUA
Vespula vulgaris is the source of this 2353-nucleotide messenger RNA. RefSeq lists its product as uncharacterized. The coding region runs from base 321 to 2285 and encodes 654 amino acids. The transcript has 2 exons. The record is from RefSeq and is a predicted model, not a curated record. NCBI's taxonomy places the organism in Eukaryota, Metazoa, Arthropoda, Insecta, Hymenoptera, Vespidae.